This is a messenger RNA of Venustampulla echinocandica, 762 nucleotides long. RefSeq lists its product as uncharacterized. The record is from RefSeq and is a predicted model, not a curated record. The transcript is spliced from 4 exons. Bases 1 to 762 code for a protein of 253 amino acids. NCBI's taxonomy places the organism in Eukaryota, Fungi, Ascomycota, Leotiomycetes, Helotiales, Pleuroascaceae.
AUGCGUUUCUCGUUUACUCUGUCGCUCCUCUGCGUAGGACUCGCGUCCGCGGCAGGGAGAAGGUCACUCGUUGAAGACCAGUCACCAGCUCCCCGCGGCUUCCUCGCUGCUCGGGUUCUCUCUGACGAUAAAACCUGUGCCGAGACAUGGGGGAAAGGGAGCAUCAUUUGUACCUCGUACAACUGCUUCAACCCUACUCUUGGUGAGCAGUGCUGUGGGGGUGGAUACAAUUGUGUUGGGGCUAACAAUAGUUGCUGUGGCACUCUUGGUCCUGGUGUAACUGGCACUGCUGGUGUCCCUGCGAAAAGCACCCUUAGUCAACCGCUUCUACCGACUCUCACUCGCAUAGCUCCGUCUGGGAGUUCCUCCACAUCAUCUUCGUGCGCUGGUGUCUCUGGCGAGGAAUGCUGCCAGCGCUUGAGCACCUCUCAGCAUUGGUGCUCUGGAUCGUACCCCAAGUUCCUCUGCUACGAUCCCGCCUCCCAGAGUUGCUGUAGUGAUGGUUCGAGAUGCUUGACAGACAAUUGCUGUUCUUUUGUUAAUGCGACGGCGAUAACUCCAAAUGCUACUCAAGCAACGGCUCGGGCCAGUGGCUCUGUUACUAGCUCCCCCACAACCGCGCAGACAGACGCAACUCGAAGCACCAACCCGGCAGCAGCUACUACCAGUGCGAGUGCCGGGUCGGAUAACGCCGCCAUCAGAAAUACGGUAGGAGGUAUAGCAGUUGCUGCUUUGUGCUCACUUGCCAUGGCGUUGCUGUAA